AUGGGGGAGACCAUGGAGGAAGAUGAGGGGCAGCCAUGGGGGGAGAUCAUGGAGGAUGAUGAGGGGAAAACAUGGAGGAAGAUGAGAGGCAGCUAUAGGAUCGGGGAAAGAACCGGGGGGAGAGAGAAGCGGGGAAAGAAGGAGGGGGAGAGAGGAGAGAACGAGGGGGAGAAGGAGAAAGCGAGGGGGAGAAAUAGAGAGCGAGGGGGAGAAGGAGAAAGAGAACGAGGGGGAGAAAUAGAGAGCAAGGGGGAGAAGGGAGAGAGCGAGGGGGAGAAGGAGAGAGCGAGGGGAGAAAUAGCGAGGGGUAGAAGGAGAGAACGAGGGGGAGAACGAGAGAGAGAACGAGGGGGAGAAACAGAGAACGAGGGGGAGAAGCACAGAACGAGGGGGAGAAGGACAGAACGAGGGGGAGAAGGAGACAACGAGGGGGAGAAGGACAGAACGAGGGCAGCCCGGCCCCGGGCGGCGAGGCCAAGCGCGGAGCGCCGCUCGGUGCUGGUCACAUCCCUGGAUGAGCAGAUCCCGGGAUUCCCGGCGUGCUGGAGGGUGCAGGACGCGCUCCAGGCUCAAUCCCUGCCCCAUUCCGGCGUUCCCGAGAGAUCCGUGUCCAGCAGCAUCGACGUGCCCAAGAGGCGGUCGGACGCGGCGGUGGAGAUGGACGAGAUGGUGGCGGCCAUGGUGCUGACGAGCCUGUCCUGCAGCCCUGCCCUGCACAGCCCCUCGCUGGUGGCCGCGGGUGACCCCUGGAAGGACGGCGGUGACGUGUCCGACAGCGGCAGCAGCACCACCAGCGGCCACUGGAGCAGCGCUGGCAGUGCCACCGCCUCACCCCCUCACCAUGGUGACAUCAGCGCCACCGCCUCACCCCCUCACCACGGUGACAUCAGUGCCACCGCCUCACCGCCUCACCACGGUGACAUCAGUGCCACCGCCUCACCCCCUCACCACGGUGACAUCAGUGCCACCGCCUCACCGCCUCACCACGGUGACAUCAGUGCCACCGCCUCACCCCCUCACCACGGUGACAUCAGUGCCACCGCCUCACCGCCUCACCACGGUGACAUCAGUGCCACCGCCUCACCCCCUCACCACGGUGACAUCAGUGCCACCGCCUCACCGCCUCACCACGGUGACAUCAGUGCCACCGCCUCACCCCCUCACCACGGUGACAUCAGUGCCACCGCCUCACCGCCUCACCACGGUGACAUCAGUGCCACCGCCUCACCCCCUCACCACGGUGACAUCAGUGCCACCGCCUCACCGCCUCACCACGGUGACAUCAGUGUCACCCCAUCCCCCCCUCACCGUGGUGGCAGUGCCACCCCGUCCCCUCUGACCGACGACGGCUUCGACACCGACCCCGAGCCCUCCCCGCCGGAGGAGCCGGCGCCGCGCCGGAGGAAGAACUCGGCCAAGCUGCUGUUCAAGUGCCUCUGGCCCGGCUGCGGCAAAGUCCUGCGCUCCGGCGUCGGCAUCAAGCGCCACGUGCGCACCCAGCACCUGGGGGACGGCUCCUCCUGGGAGCAGCGGGAGCGUGAGGAGGAUUUUUACUACACCGAGGUUCAGGCGCGGGAGGAGCCGCCAGCCGAGCUGCCACCCCCCGCUGUCACCAGCGUCACCGGUGUCACCAGUGUCACCUCUGUCACCUCUGUCACCGCCCCCAUCGUCAUCCAGCCCGGCCCCUGCCAGCCCGGCCUGAGCCACUCGGCCCCCGGAGCCUUCUGGCACAUCCAGGCUGACCACGCCUACCAGGCGCUGCCCUCCAUCCAGAUCCCGGUGUCCCCUCACAUCUUCACCAGCAUCAGCUGGGCCGCUGCCGCCUCCACCCUGCCACCCUUGUCACCGUCCCUGUCACCGGUGAGUGUCACCUCAACCCUGCCCCCUCCUUUAUUCCCUUUUUACCUCUUUUUCUCUCCUUUCCCCUCUUUUUCUUUUCCCUCCUCCAAGAAAUGCCGCAAGGUUUACGGCAUCGAGCACCGGGACCAGUGGUGCACGGCGUGCCGCUGGAAAAAAGCCUGCCAGCGGUUCCUGGACUGA
Molecule: messenger RNA, 2040 nt
Organism: Ficedula albicollis (Collared flycatcher)
Lineage: Eukaryota; Metazoa; Chordata; Aves; Passeriformes; Muscicapidae
Gene: ZNF395
Product: zinc finger protein 395
Exons: 10
Coding region: 1-2040 (679 amino acids)
Biological process (GO): regulation of transcription by RNA polymerase II
Cellular component (GO): nucleus
Molecular function (GO): DNA-binding transcription factor activity; RNA polymerase II cis-regulatory region sequence-specific DNA binding
Source: RefSeq, a predicted model, not a curated record